AUGUCGAGUAGACCUUGUUGUUGCUAUAAUUCAAUUCUUAAUUCAUGCGUUGUGGGGGGGGGGGGGGGGGGAUUUAUGUCACUACAAAUAGAAACUAAAGCAAAGGUUGGGUUCAAAGCUGGUGUUAAAGAUUAUAAAUUGACUUAUUAUACUCCUAACUAUCAAACCAAAGAUACUGAUAUCUUGGCAGCAUUCCGAGUAACUCCUCAACCUGGAGUUCCGCCUGAAGAAGCAGGUGCAGCGGUAGCUGCAGAAUCUUCCAUUGGUACAUGGACAACUGUGUGGACCGAUGGACUUACCAGCCUUGAUCGUUAUAAAGGAUGCUGCUACGAGAUCGAGCCUGUUCCUGGAGAAGAUAAUCAACUUAUUGCUUAUGUAGCUUAUCCCUUAGACCUUUUUGAAGAAGGUUCUGUUACUAACAUGUGUACCUCCAUUGUAGGUAAUGUAUUUGGGUUCAAGGCCUUGCGCGCUCUACAUCUGGAAUAUUUGCGAAUCCCUAAUGCUUAUGUUAAAACUUUCCAAGGUCCUCCUCACGGAAUCCAAGUUGAGAGAGAUAAAUUGAACAAGUAUGGACGUCCCUGUUGCACCCUAAAAUUUGCUCAACCUAAUUCACUUGGUUUAUGUUUCAAUAUCAUUAGCAUUUGCAUAUAG
Molecule: messenger RNA, 651 nt
Organism: Lathyrus sativus (Indian pea)
Lineage: Eukaryota; Viridiplantae; Streptophyta; Magnoliopsida; Fabales; Fabaceae
Source: the annotation of a GenBank genome assembly